Portunus trituberculatus (swimming crab) is the source of this 5170-nucleotide messenger RNA. RefSeq lists its product as uncharacterized. Gene Ontology annotation, molecular function: DNA-binding transcription factor activity; transcription cis-regulatory region binding. The transcript is spliced from 7 exons. Gene Ontology annotation, biological process: regulation of DNA-templated transcription. Bases 383 to 1513 code for a protein of 376 amino acids. The record is from RefSeq and is a predicted model, not a curated record. Lineage: Eukaryota; Metazoa; Arthropoda; Malacostraca; Decapoda; Portunidae. Gene Ontology annotation, cellular component: nucleus.
UCGGAAGUGAUCCAGUUAUACGUAUACCUAUUAUUGUGGCGGUAAAUAUCUUUAUUUGCAAUAUAGGUUAAACCGAUUCAUCCAUGUCAAAUGUUCCUUUAAGAGUUUGAAAGUGACUCAACGGUGCGAUAUUUUAAUAAUCUUCGUAAUCUACCAAGUGUGAAAAUGACAAGCGUCAAGAUAAAAAAAGCAAACAUUAUGAGAGGCAUCUGGCAUCAUCGGUGAGGUUGCCAGAUACACACUACUACUCUGACGCCCCGCCCUUGGCUCAGUCAGAGGCGGUCUAGCUUUUCUUGCAUUAGGCCGUUACCUCCGCUACCUCGUGAACAUUACGUGCACGGACAUUAUCUUUGAGAAGGAGACUGACCAGGCAAAAAUCACCAUGAAUGACGAUGAAAAUAAUCCUUUUAUGGGGAUUUAUGACGACCCAGCAGCCCUGGACAUGAAUUUUUCUACAUUUGACUCUAUUGAUUAUCUGAUGGGCACUACCUACACUGGACGCCCCGUGACCAACCCUCCCCCUCAAGAUAAUGUCCCUAUGCUUAUUGAGUCAUUUAUUAACUUUCCAACUGAUGACAAAGUGAUUGGGGAAGGGAAUGUCCUACCAAUAGAGAACCCUCCUCAUCUGAACAACCCUGUGCAGCAACAUGUGAAAGAAGAAGUUGUGUUUGAUCUAGAGAAAAGUAUACAAUCAUUCAGCAACAAUGGCAACUUGAGUGUUGAGAUUGUAGAAAGUUCACGCCCAAGGAACAAGCCCUAUGUGAUGGAGGACAAUAUUCUCUUCAUCAAACCUUCGAAAGCGGUCGAAAUCAAAGUUUUGAAUGCCCAGGAGGGACAGAUCGUGAAGCUGUCCCUGCGAUACAAAAGCAAGACGCACUACCGGCAACCGGUCCUGGCCUGCUCAGACCACAAGGAGGAAGAUGGCCAAAACCCAGAGGCCACUUUCUAUGUUUAUGAGAAAAAAAAUCUUGUCAAUUACAGUCUGGAAAAUAGGCAUCACACAGCCUUGAUCCCCCUGACAGAGGAAGAGGGCUUUUGUUUUUAUCCAAUCUUCAGGUGCUGGAACUUUUGUGGGAAGAAGUACGGGAAGGACCAAAAGAUGAUCCUCACUGUGUUGGACAAGAUGAGCAAUAGGGUGUUGCAUGAGAGAAGCAUUGAUUUACGUGUCUGUGAGAAUGUUGGCCGAGACCUGCGUCAGUACAGGGACGAGAGGGAUGGGAAUCCUCCAAGGAGGACUGUGGCCAAGGUGAGGCUUGGUGGCUGCCAUGGUCAUGCUCCAUCCCCUUCCUCCACCAUGCACAUACUACACAUUAGAUCUCGCCACCAGAUGGAGAAAGAAGCCCAAACAAGUGAGAACCUGAUUGAAGGUCCACCGUCAUCUAGGCCUCGUUACUUCAUGGUAAAGAUGGAGGACAAUUCGCUGGUUGGGACUCUGGAGUCACUGGCCAAAGUGAGAGGUGAAUGUGUUGAACUUGAUCCAGCUGUUCACCACCCUGAGAAAUAUUUCCAGUAAUGCGUGUUAGGUGGUCGUAAACCUGCCUCACCCUGAUAACAACAGAAUGUAGCCUCUUGGGAAUACUUCAGAAAGAGCUCCUACUAGCAGGCUGGUGCAGCAGGGGAAGAGGAGGGGAUACAGGACAGCUUGUCAAGGUCAGACUGACAAUGUUAACACUUUUACUUUUGUAAUGUAAAGUUCAAAUUUUCUUGUAACUUUGAGAAAUGUACUUUUCAUAAUUAAUCUAUUAUUUGGUUAACAUUCGUCACAUGGGGUGGCACAUACAAUGCUACAUACACGUACACUGUCAUAUUUAGUAUAAUUUCAUGGAUAACCUAGCUACACCCAACUUAGCCUUGCACAGUUCGCUACAUAUUUCAAAGCAAGCCUCACAUAAUGAUACUUUAUCAAUAUUGAUUAGCCACAAAUUUAUGCCCAUCAUUUACUGGGUUUCAAUGAGUUGUCUGUUUUAAAGCCAUUUUAGUGAGCAGUGACUAAAUAUAAAAUCUUCAGACAUGAUUUCAUUUUAUCUUGUCCAAUUAUUAUUAUUAAUUUUAGAUAUAAAGCAAAUAGGUAUAAAGUUUUAAAUGUGCACACACACACACACACACACACACACACACACACACACACACACACACACACACACACACACACACACACUUACACUUACAGGGUGAAGAGAAACCGUAAAUAGGUAUAAAGUUUUAAAUGUGCACACACACACACACACACACACACACACACACACACACACACACACACACACACACACACACACACACACACACACACACACACACACACGGACUUACAGGGUGAAGGGGAACCGUAAAAGUAGGGAUGGUAUUAUUGGAGCUCUUUCCCCUCCUCGUCACUGCUAGCUCCUGCAAACUUUAGUACUCCUGAUACUUAUGCCAGUGGGAGCUGUUUCUGAUGGUAUUCUUUGUUUAUGUAUCCUUAAGUUAAUUUCAUGAUAACAUUUAUGUAUUACUGUUGGGCAGAAAGUGUAUAAUGAAACUUUUUUGGCAAAGCUGCAAUGAAAAAUCUGUGGGACUUUUAUAUUAAAUUAAAUAAUUGUAGUUGUAAUCUAUAGCUUUUAUAUCAGAAUUUAAUCUUAGAAUUGAAGGCCACUGAAAAGAUAUAGAAUUUUUUGAAGUAAUUAAAAUGAGGUUUGAUUGACACUUGAAGCCCUGAAGUGUUAUGGUAAGGAGGGAGUGGCGCAUUCAUCAAACCACCACCACCACCACACACAGCUUUUGUGUGAGCAACAGCCAAGAAAAUGCUGAGGUGGGUGCAUAUACAUACAAUGUUCCUUUGGUGGCUGAAGGAUUUUUUUGGUCACAUAAUUCCUGAAAUUUUACUAAAACAUAAAUUCUAACCAAAAAAAAAAAAAAAAGUAAGUGAAGUAAAAAAAGAAAAAAAAAAAAAAAAUCAUCAGUGAAGUAAUGCAGGGGCCAGUGGUCCAUGUCUUGCCUCGAGUCAUCCACUCUCUCCCUUACUAAACACCAUAAUUUCUAAAGCAUAAGUACAUGCUGAGUAUAUAAUUUGUGAUGAUGAGUAUAUAAUACUUAUACUUCAAAUGUUGUUUUGCAAAAUGCAACACAUGACAGCUUUUCCUGCAUCACACUACUGCCCAGGAACAGUGUGCGAUCAGGGUCAAGAAGCAAGAGAAAUGUUAAUCAAUUUUCAAGCUUGGUUCUUAUAAAGGGGAGGCAGAUAUACCUUUAAGGAAGUUAAAGCUAUAUUGCCAUGAGUUACUUGAAUAGCUCCACAAAUGGAGCAUGAAUAUGUAGUAAUAGUGUGGUGCGUCCAUCCCUACAGUCUUGUAGAAAUAUUUUCUCCUACACUUAAAAGAGAGAAAACUGUUGGGAGUAUUGUAUCACAUUUCCCCACACGCGAACGUAAGGUGCCAGCUUCACACCUUACUCGAGUAUCUUCACAUUUUUUCUUUCACUUGCCUACAAGAAAUAAGAAAACAUGGCAAGUAAUGCUUAGCACAAGAUGCAACAUGCUGUGCUGGUGGUAAGGCAGUGCCACCCCUUAGCACAUGAAGGUGUGGGGAUGCUGUCCUGCUAUCCUGCAUUGAGACUCUCUUCCCUGAGUGGGUAUCACUGCCAUGAGAGGAAGGUCACUUUGUUUAGUUUGUGACCCCAGGAAAAGUAGGAAUCUGAUCCUACACUUAUAUUAAUCCACAGCUAUACUACUAACUAAUCAUCCUCUGGACUGUUGUCCCAUGAGUGGAUGUCCUACAAGAUGUUCCUGAUCAUGAAAGAGGGAAUUUGGUGGGAACUUUUUUGUGGAUCUUGCUAAUACAGGAGAGUGAGGUAGUCAUUCCUCCACCAUUCAGAGAGAGAGAGUGAGUGAGUGAGUGAAUGAUUGUAUGCUUAUUCCUCAAGUCUCUGUAAGAGGUUAUUUCUGUGCCGUAUUUUAAUUUCUUUUGGAGUUUUGAAAUAAUGAACUCAAAAUUUGUAUAUUUGGUGCCACAUUGUAAGCCUUAAGUGUUAUUAGAAAUUUUGUAAAUCAAGGCACAACUUUCCUGUGUACCUGUAGUGCCCUGCUCUAAUGCAGCCCUGUGGCUUCCUUGCCUAUUGCACCUUAUGAUUUUUUUGCUGCAAGUGUUCUGGGAGACCUGUUGGGAUGUAUCAAUAAUAAUAAUAAUAAUAAAUAACAAUUAUGGACAACUAAAGUUUGGUUGACCAAGAUAUCUCAGAUUGUUUAUUGUCUUGGCUACAUUUGUUACUCAGUCCUUCAUUUCAUUGGAAGGAAAGAUAUCAGGUUGAGGGAGAUUUUGACCACCAAUUAACAGUGACUUACUGUCAAGUGGUUUUAUUUUAAGAGCUUUGUGUGUGGUUGUCUAAAAAUGUUAUUGUAGGUCAUUGGAAAAUUUGUUUCUUCAGAAUUCAGUGCAGAGAGUUUUGAUUUGUAGACGUGGAGUUGAUGAGAGUACAUAAAAAAUGCCUGAUUCCUGCUUUAUUACUGCACAUGUGGGAAAUAAAAUUGUACAAGGACUCCAGGCCACUUGACCAUGUUAAGCUCGUGAUAAAACAUUGGAACAAAGCCACUAGUAAUUUCUUGUAUCUAUCCUUGAGUUUGAAAGAAAUGUAAAUUAAAGUCUAAAGUAAUACACUUGGAUGGAAGAGUUUCCCAAGAAAGACAGCAUUGAGCUAGUGGAUGACCCUGUAGAAGUUGACUGGCAGUUUGAUUGACAACAAAUUUGACAAAGAAUGAAGAGAUGUUGAACUGAAGUACAGUACAUGAGAAAACUUUGAGAGGGACAAGGAUGAUAGCUAUGGUUCAAGCAGGGAGGGAGGGAGGGAGGAACAUACUCUACCAUGAUCACAGGUAGAGGAACAAUGUCAGUUGCAUCCAUUAUUGGUUUGUUGUCAAGGCAGUCCUUCAUCUCUUCAUCUUUGGCAGAAGGACAUUAGAGGGUAUGGCUUCAAUUCCAGUUAGAGUAAAGGGUGUAGUUUAAUAAUAAUAAUAAUAAAAAUGUGUGUACACAUGAUAUGUGUGGUUACAGUAAGUCUCCACAUAGCAGACUUGCGCAGUAUUUAGUUAUUAGUAUAUACCAUUUCAUAUUAUGCUUCUCACUAAUCUUUACUUAGCAUGUUUUAGAUUAUGUAUUAACUAUAUGUAACAAUUCCUUAUGACAUAAUAAAUUGAUUAAAUGCC